Messenger RNA from Pneumocystis carinii B80, 1216 nucleotides. RefSeq lists its product as hypothetical. The record is from RefSeq and is a predicted model, not a curated record. Lineage: Eukaryota; Fungi; Ascomycota; Pneumocystomycetes; Pneumocystales; Pneumocystaceae. The transcript has 11 exons. Gene Ontology annotation, biological process: proteolysis. The coding region runs from base 46 to 1170 and encodes 374 amino acids. Gene Ontology annotation, molecular function: cysteine-type endopeptidase activity.
UAUUAACAACUUCUUAAUAUUUAUUAAAAAAAGUUAAACAAAAUUAUGAGCUAUCCAGGCGCAAGAUACCACAAAUACCACCCGAAUACACCAAGUUGCAAGAAUAACUAUGUAUAUUCACAAUUUACACCUAAUAUGGCACCAAAUGCCCAAGGACCUUAUGGAUAUUAUAAUACGGGACCUAACGUACCACCGCCUUAUCAAUAUGAGGCGCCAGUAGCAGGAUAUCAGGCGAAUACGGGAGGACAAACGGGUUAUCCAUAUAAUUUUGAAUAUUCGAACUGUUCAGGGAGAAAAAAAGGAUUAUUUAUUGGUAUUAACUAUAUAAAUACAUCUAGACAGCUUUCAGGAUGUGUUAAUGAUGUAAAUAAUAUUUCACAAUUUGUUCGAGAACGGUAUGGAUAUAAUGUUGAUGAUAUGGUUUUCCUUACAGAUAAUCAAACAAAUCCUCGCUCUAUUCCAACUAAAAGAAAUAUUAUUGAUGCGAUGAAAUGGCUUGUUAAGGAUGCUAGACCGAAUGACAGUCUUUUUUUUCAUUAUAGUGGUCAUGGGGGUCAAAUAGAUGAUCUUGAUGGAGAUGAGGAAGAUGGAAGCGAUGAAGUAAUAUAUCCAUCUGAUUUUGACCGGGCAGGUUAUAUUACGGACGAUGAAAUGCAUAAUAUUCUUGUUAGACCUUUACCACCUGGCUGUCGUCUUACAGCUAUAUUUGACUGUUGUCAUUCUGGAUCUAUUUUAGAUUUACCAUUUACUUAUUCAACAGAAGGAAAACUUAAGGAGCAAAAUCUUCUAUCAGAUUCAGCAAAUAAAAUAUUAAGAGAAGGGCCAUCAACAAAAAAUAUGAUGGGAAUGACUUCUUCUAUUUUUAAAGUAUUUAAAAGAGCUGCAGGCUCUGACAACAGUAUGCAAGCAAAAUAUGCAAAAGCAUCGCCUGCAGAUGUAAUUAUGUUUUCAGGCUGUAAAGAUUCACAAACUUCAGUCGAUACAUGUAUAAGAAACCAAGCUACUGGUGCAAUGAGUUGGGCUUUUAGGAACGCACUUCUAAAGAUGCCAUAUCAAUCAUAUUUACAACUAUUGAAUUCUAUCAGAUUUGAAUUGUCUCAAAAAUAUGAUCAAAAACCCCAACUGAGCUGUUCUCACCCAAUUGAUUUGAAUCGUAUGUUUAUUUUGUAAUAACCUGCUUUGUAUAUAACUUAAAUAAAUUUAUACUCUUAAACUA